UGGCCAGGCUGGCCUCAGGACAGGAUUCAUUGUUUUGUGGCACUAUGGCUACUAGAUCUAGAUCUAGUCAAGCUUGUUUAGAUAUUGGUGAUUUGAUUGAUGUCAUUGACUUAUUAAAGAAAUGUGGCUUUCAAGGAACAAAGUGGCAAGAGCUGGGACUGAGACUAGGACUACUGAAAACUACACUGGAUGCCAUUGAAAUGAAGUAUCGUGGUGACGUGUAUCACUGCUUGACAGAGUGCCUCUCCCAAUGGUUAGGUAGAGCUGAUAAUGUUGACAGUAGAGGAGGAGCCAACUUGGACUCGCUGUCAGAUGCUCUACGAUCUAUGAAUGAAACUGCUGUAGCUGAGAAGUUAAGUGAGUCAACCAUAACUGUAUCUAACUAUAAUCACUGUAUUUUCUAUCAUAGAACAUCAUGUUCUUAUUAAUAUUUUUGAUAAUCGUCGUACUGUCCUGUCUCAGUCUCUUUGUGAUUCUGUUGGUAUUGCUUGGUUACUUUAUGCUGAACGUAUGUUGACACAAGAAGCAGUUAGUAGAGUGGUUUCAGCUAGUCCCUCUGUUCCUAAUC
Messenger RNA from Amphimedon queenslandica, 568 nucleotides. RefSeq lists its product as uncharacterized. Bases 45 to 428 code for a protein of 127 amino acids. The transcript is spliced from 2 exons. NCBI's taxonomy places the organism in Eukaryota, Metazoa, Porifera, Demospongiae, Haplosclerida, Niphatidae. Gene Ontology annotation, molecular function: protein binding. Gene Ontology annotation, biological process: signal transduction. The record is from RefSeq and is a predicted model, not a curated record.